UCUUGUGUGUAUUUAAAGACAACAUAUGAAUACAUUGGUAUUUAUUGUGAUUUUAUCAAGCGCGUCGGAUUAUUUGUGUUUAGCUUAUUAAUCGAGCAGAACAUCUGAUAUCUGUUCCUAAAAAAAGUGAAGCCUUUUUUAGAUUUUUUUUUUCAUUUCUUUUAAAUCAUAUCAUUUAAUUACUUCUAGUCUUCUAAAUAAUCUUAUUUGGAUUUUGUGUAAUCGAAAACUAAUUUGCCGGUAGCAAUAAAUUUUCUUGUUGUCAGUUAGACAUUGUAGCAAUUUAUAAGAAUUUCUAUUUUAUCAAGAUCAUCAAAAGUGUAUAAAAUGUCGGCAAUAACCAAAGGUAUUUUCAUUGUCGGAGCAAAACGGACUGCUUUUGGUACAUUCGGUGGUACAUUGAAAAGUGUCAGUGGAACACAACUGCAAGCGCAUGCUUGCAAAGCAACACUUGAAGCAGCUGGUGUUCGUCCUGAUCAAGUCGAUACGGUUAUCAUUGGAAAUGUUUUGGUUCCAUCACAGUCUGACGGAAUUUACAUUCCAAGACACACGUCCUUGUUGUGUGGAAUUCCCAUUGAUCGUCCUGCACUGGGUGUAAAUCGUUUGUGUGGUUCAGGUUUUCAGUCGGUUGUCAACGGUGCACAAGACAUUAUUCUCGGUGCAGCGAAAAUAGCCCUUACAGGAGGUGUUGAUAAUAUGUCGCUAUCACCAUUCAUCGUUCGUAAUGUUAGAUUUGGUACAUCUCUAGGUGUUCCAAAUGCAUUUGAAGAUUCUCUCUGGGCCGGCCUAACCGAUUCAUACUGUAAAUCACCGAUGGCUAUUACUGCCGAAAACCUAGCCGUCAAACAUAAAAUUCCGCGUGAAAAGGUUGAUGAGUUCGCAGUGCGCUCGCAAAAGCUUUGGAAGGAAGCCAAUGAUCAAGGCAUUUUCAAAACUGAAAUUGCACCAUUCCCCGUUAAAAUCAAGGGCAAAGACGUUGAUUUUGCUGUUGACGAGCAUCCAAAACCACAAGCCACCCUCGAAAAUCUUGCCAAAUUGAAACCAGUUUUUAAAAAAGAUGGUGUUGUUACAGCUGGAAAUGCAUCGGGUAUUUGUGAUGGUGCCGCAUCCGUACUAAUUGCAUCAGAAGAGGCGGUCACAGAAAAUAAUCUCAAACCACUGGCUCGAUUGGUUGCAUACUCCGCCGUUGGUGUACCACCAGAAAUUAUGGGCAUUGGUCCCGUUCCGGCCAUUCAAAAUGUUCUCAAAGUGUCUGGUUUAACAUUAAAUGACAUUGAUUUGAUUGAAAUCAAUGAGGCGUUCAGUGUUCAAACUUUAGCUUGUGCGGAAUCACUUGGAUUGGAUAUAAAUAAAUUGAAUGUUAAUGGCGGUGCAAUUUCCAUUGGGCAUCCGUUGGCUGCUAGUGGCUCAAGAAUCACUGGUCAUUUGGUGCAUGAACUGCAACGCAAAGGUUUGAAACGAGCAAUUGGCGCUGCCUGCAUCGGUGGGGGCCAAGGAAUUGCAGUUCUCAUCGAAUCAGUCUAAUUUAAAGCAAACAACACACAUACAUCAAUUUUAUAUUAUGCCUUUGUAUUUUGGUUAAAGGGAAAUUUAUUUAAAAAAUGAUUCCUCUAUGUUCGGAUUAAAAACAUGCUUAAUUUCAAAUAAA
Molecule: messenger RNA, 1648 nt
Organism: Sitodiplosis mosellana (orange wheat blossom midge)
Lineage: Eukaryota; Metazoa; Arthropoda; Insecta; Diptera; Cecidomyiidae
Gene: yip2
Product: 3-ketoacyl-CoA thiolase, mitochondrial
Exons: 7
Coding region: 328-1524 (398 amino acids)
Biological process (GO): fatty acid beta-oxidation
Molecular function (GO): acetyl-CoA C-acetyltransferase activity
Source: RefSeq, a predicted model, not a curated record